Molecule: messenger RNA, 2814 nt
Organism: Aspergillus melleus
Lineage: Eukaryota; Fungi; Ascomycota; Eurotiomycetes; Eurotiales; Aspergillaceae
Product: putative transmembrane transporter
Exons: 2
Coding region: 49-1518 (489 amino acids)
Biological process (GO): transmembrane transport
Cellular component (GO): membrane
Molecular function (GO): transmembrane transporter activity
Source: RefSeq, a predicted model, not a curated record
UUUGUCGGAAUCUUUUCUUGAGUCCCUUGAUCCGUGAAUUUGAGAACCAUGGAGAAACAGCCAGAGCAUGGCAUCGAGAAGGUUGAGCAGGGCUCGGAAGGAAGAUGUCCCCAAAUUGACAAGAAGAAAGAAAGCGCACUUUUGCGGAAGAUUGACCUACAUCUGAUGGUUCCCCUUUGGAUUGUGUUUGUCUUUGGCUUCCUGGAUCGUAUCAAUCUUGGAAACGUCAGUGUCCUGGGAAUUCUCCAAGAGCUCAACAUGACUGGGACGGAUAUGAGUAUUGCAAUGCAGAUCUUCUUCGUGCCAUAUAUCUUAGCAGAUAUUCCAAGCAACAUCAUUCUCAAACGAUUCUCGCCAUCGACGUGGAUCAGCGUGUUAACGUUCUGCUGGGGUGUUGUGUGUAUGUGUCAAGGGGUUGUUAAAAACACUUCCGGAUUGAUCGCCUGUCGUUUCUUCCUGGGUCUCUGUGAAGGUGGAUUCGUGCCGGGGUGUGCAUACCUCAUGUCAAUGUACUAUAAGAGACAUGACUUCCAAAAACGCUUCUCCCUUCUGUGGGUAGCCGGUCUUGUAGCCGGCGCCUUUGGAGGUCUGUUGGCAUACGCCCUUCAUCAUAUGCAUGGAAUGAGUGGCUACUCGGGCUGGCGCUGGAUCUUCAUAAUUGAAGGUCUUUUAUCCAUCGUCUCGGCUAUUCCCGCCAAGUUCAUCAUUGCCGACUGGCCUGAACAGGCCAAAUUCCUAAACGAGGAAGAGAAGAGGCUAUUGAAAGAACGGAACUCUCGUGAUGUCGGCGAGGGGGCGAGAAUGGACCGACUUGAUGCCGCGGCAUGGAAGCGGAUAAUGUCUGAUUGGAAGAUCUAUGUUGGAAGUCUGGUUUACCUCGGAAUCACCGUCUCGGGGUAUGCAACCGCGCUGUUCAUUCCGUCUAUUGUGAACUCAUUGGGAUAUGAUGGCGUUCAGACCCAAGUACAAAGCAUCCCAGUCUGGGCGGUGGCGGCCGCCGUCACUGUGAUUGUGUCUUAUCUGACAGAUCGUGUGCAACAUCGUUACGGGUUCGUGAUAUUCGGAGUCAUAUUUUCCUCCAUCGGGUAUAUCAUUCUCCUUUGUCAAGGGCCACUCUCGGGUGGACUGAACGUGCGAGUCCGUUAUAUGGCAGUUUUCUUCGUGACCACGGGGUGUUACAUCGUUCAACCAGUGGCCAUCGUCUGGUUUGCCAACAAUCUGAGUGGGCAUUACAAACGUGCUAUCGGGCUUGCGAUUCAAGUCGGAUUCGGAAAUAUCGGUGGUAUCAUCGCCAGUAAUAUCUUCAACAGAGAUGCGGCUCCUCAAUACAUCGUUGGGUACAGUGUCUCCCUGGCUAUGAUGGUGUUUUGUGGCAUUAUGAGCACGAUAUUCGCAGCAGGGCUGGUGAUCGAGAACAAGAUGAGGGACCAGGGAAAGCGUGAUGAACGUUUUCAAUUAGAUGAAGAUGUUUUCAAUAACCUAGGGGACGAUGACCCAAGGUUCCGUUUCAGUCUUUGAAUUGCCGAACCGAGUUAUCUCAAAACAAGUGUCAUAUGCCUCGAUUAAUUCCCGGGCAGCUGUUACAGAGGCACUUGCUGAAGAAUUCACAUCACAUGGAUUUACAAGGCGGUGCUUUAGAUAUCGAGUAUGAGAAUGCCAUAUAAGAUCAACAAUGGAGUAGUAAUAUAUCAAUGUAGACAGAAGCAACCAUGAACAUUCAAGGACCCGGCUAUGGAGACGUGUGUGUGUGUGUGUGAGAGAGAGAGAGAGAGAGAGAGGAAGGGUGAUCAGCGGGGGUUACUGGCCUAGGGCACCUCUUUUGCUCCUGCCAUCUUUUGCUUUGCCCUCUUCUGCUCUGGAUCUCAUCCUCUUUACUAUCCUCGCAGUAUGUCCUGCGAGCUAUUUACUUUUAUCACUUUCUUCCAGUUCGUUUUAUUUCAUUCCUUGCUUUUAUUCUGGUGCCCCUUCCUCCAUUACACUCAUCUCCAUCUCAUUACCUUCAUCCCCAUCUCUUCAAGCACCGACCAAAGAGUGAUUUCGGAGACAUGAAUACCGGUAGGCUGAGCCCACCCGAAACUUCUUUCUAUUAUGUAUCUGAACCUUGACGUAUCAGUGGUUUUGACUGUAUACGUUGUCUUUUCUAUUAGAAUCGAUGAAAUCUUCACAAGUGCACAAAGCCAGAAGGCACCCUCCAGCCAACUACCACACAAAGCGGGCUGUGCUCUGAGAGGUUGAAAUCGAUCAAUGAUAAUGUCUGGGACUGCGUCAUUUGCAAGCAUAUAGGCCACUGCAUUUGAGGAUUCAAAGCCAUCUUUCAACCAAAACAACACAGGAUUAAGAGAGAAGUGCCUAGGCAAACUAGCAAAUAAGACGGGCGAUACAUAUUUCUUUUCUAGAGUCAAGUAUCUCAUCUAAGAGCGCGAGUCUUCGAAACUGGAUACCCACUAACCGCCACGCAGUUGAAGGAGAAAGACACCACAAGAAGCCAUCAAAGCCUGUACCGAAUGAUUGUGGCCAGGGAACUAGAAGAGCCCAUCUGGAAGAGCCCAUCUGCUACCGUCCUCGUUCUGAUCAAGGGUUCCCUGCGUGUCCAUCUUGGCCGGUGUGGUUGACUUCGCCUUGUAAUUCGGCUAAAACGGCAAGGAUUUCCUUGUCAGAAGCACCGGAGCGAAUGACAGACACCAUGCGGUCUAAAUCCGCCUGGUCAUUGUGGCGAACCAAAUCUAACACUUGUUCGAGGUAGUCUUUGUAGUAUCGGAGCUUCUCGGCCUGUGUGUCGACAGGGACACCGUUUCGGUCAUCGUGGUUUCCGCU